AUGAGUUCCCCGCUUCGCGACAACCCGUCCUCUGCCAACCGUGGCGCCGCUCCCAGGGCCACCCGCAAGCGUGCGCGUAACGAUAACGAUGGUGCAUCCUCGCUUCCCCGGGCUUCGAGCCCCGUCAUGCCCUCUUCUCCUCCCGCCUUCCCAGUUGCCCAUGGCGCAGAUGAGGACGACGACAUCGAGGAAGACGUCGCCGCUGAAAUCCAAGACGACAUUGACGACCUCGACGAGUUGGCCGAAGACGAUGUAGACUUGUUCCGCGAAGGUUUCGAGCGUGAUUAUAGGGAAAGAGACGAAAACGACGCCUACGAAGGAAUUGACAUCGACGAUGAGGAGUAUGAGGCCCUCGACCCCGCCGCAAGGCGCCGUCUUGAAGCCAAGUUGGCCCAGAGAGACCGUCACGUGAGGAUGGGAAUGGGCACCACAUAUCUUCCUGGUGACGACGACGAUGGUGAUAUCGACCUUACCAACCUGGAACGACGCCGAAGAAUCCGCUACAAUGAAGACCCCGAUGUCGAUAUGGAUGGCGACAUUAUGGACUCGGAACUUCCUCUCGAAGCCCUGAUGGAUGUCAAGGCUGCCACUUUGAGCGAAUGGAUCUCAGUCCCGGCUGUACAAAAGACCAUCCGCAGAGAGUUCAAGGCUUUCCUCACAGAAUACACCGACGAGAGCGGUUCGUCCGUCUACGGCAACCGCAUUCGUACUCUCGGUGAGAUCAACGCCGAGUCUCUCGAGGUCUCCUACGAACACCUCGCUACGGCCAAGGCCAUUCUUGCAUACUUCCUCGCCAAUGCGCCAACCGAGAUGCUCAAGCUAUUCGACGAGGUUGCCAUGGAAGUCGUCCUCCUCCAUUACCCCGACUACGAGCGCAUUCACGCCGAGAUUCACGUCCGUAUCUUCGAUCUUCCCAUCCACUACACGCUCCGUCAGCUCCGCCAGUCGCACCUCAACUGUCUUGUGCGCGUGAGCGGUGUCGUCACCCGCCGUACCGGUGUCUUCCCCCAGCUCAAGUACGUCAAGUUCGACUGCACCAAGUGCGGCGUCACUCUCGGUCCCUUCCAGCAAGAGUCCAACGUCGAAGUCAAGAUCUCCUACUGCCAAUCCUGCCAGUCUCGUGGCCCCUUCACCCUUAACUCCGAGAAGACCGUCUACCGCAACUACCAAAAGCUCACCCUUCAAGAAUCCCCCGGCACCGUUCCCGCCGGUCGUCUGCCCCGUCACCGCGAGGUCAUUCUCCUCUGGGACCUGAUCGACAAGGCCAAGCCGGGCGAGGAGAUCGAAGUAACGGGCAUCUACCGCAACAACUACGACGCGCAGCUCAACAACCGCAACGGCUUCCCCGUCUUCGCCACCAUCCUUGAAGCCAACAACAUUGUCAAAUCCCAUGACCAGCUCGCCGGCUUCCGCAUGACCGAGGAAGACGAGCAUGAGAUCCGCCGCCUCUCGCGCGACCCGCAUAUCGUCGACAAGAUCAUCAACUCCGUCGCCCCUUCCAUCUACGGACACACCGACAUCAAGACCGCCGUCGCCCUCUCCCUCUUCGGCGGCGUCGCCAAGCAAGUCGGCGCCCACCACAUUCGUGGCGACAUCAACGUCCUUCUCCUCGGCGACCCCGGUACCGCCAAAUCACAAGUACUCAAAUACGCCGAAAAGACGGCCCACCGCGCCGUCUUCGCCACCGGCCAGGGUGCUUCCGCCGUCGGUCUAACGGCCUCCGUCCGGCGCGACCCGCUCACGUCCGAAUGGACUCUCGAGGGCGGCGCCCUCGUCCUCGCCGACAAGGGCACCUGCCUGAUCGACGAGUUCGACAAGAUGAACGACCAGGACCGCACGUCCAUCCACGAAGCCAUGGAGCAGCAGACCAUCUCCAUCUCCAAAGCCGGUAUCGUCACGACCCUACAGGCCAGAUGCGGAAUCAUCGCCGCUGCUAACCCUAUUGGCGGGCGGUACAACUCCACCAUUCCCUUUUCUGCCAACGUGGAGCUUACCGAGCCGAUUUUGUCUCGUUUCGACAUCCUUUGCGUCGUGCGCGACACAGUCGAGCCCGAAGAAGAUGAGCGGCUGGCGCGCUUCAUUGUCGGGUCGCAUAGCAGGAGUCAUCCGUUGAUGAACAACACGCAGGACGCUAGCGGUGGUGAUUCAAUGGAAGUGGAACACGACACCCAAGCUGCUGCUGCUGAGACACAGCAGCAGCAAACUGGUGAACACGGCCGUAAAAAGGAAGGCGAAAUCCCACAAGAGCUGUUGAGGAAGUAUAUCCUUUAUGCCCGAGAGCGGUGCCAGCCAAAGCUGUAUCACAUGGAUGAGGAUAAGGUGGCGAGGCUGUUUGCGGAUAUGAGAAGGGAGAGUUUGGCGACGGGGGCUUAUCCUAUUACCGUCCGUCACUUGGAAGCCAUCAUCCGCAUCUCCGAAGCCUUUUGCCGCAUGCGCCUUUCCGAGUACUGCUCCGCCCAGGACAUUGACCGCGCUAUCGCCGUGACCGUCGAGUCCUUUGUUGGCUCGCAAAAGGUCAGCUGCAAGAAGGCGCUUGCCAGGGCUUUUGCCAAGUAUACGCUUAACAGGCCUGGUACUGGUAAUAAUGGCUCUGGGAGCGGCACCUCUCAGGGGAGGAGGGGCGGUGCUAGGAGGGGUGUGAGCGCUGCUGCUUGA
Molecule: messenger RNA, 2655 nt
Organism: Neurospora tetrasperma FGSC 2508
Lineage: Eukaryota; Fungi; Ascomycota; Sordariomycetes; Sordariales; Sordariaceae
Exons: 3
Coding region: 1-2655 (884 amino acids)
Biological process (GO): double-strand break repair via break-induced replication; DNA replication; mitotic DNA replication initiation
Cellular component (GO): MCM complex; nucleus
Molecular function (GO): ATP binding; 3'-5' DNA helicase activity; single-stranded DNA binding
Source: RefSeq, a predicted model, not a curated record